Messenger RNA from Lotus japonicus, 621 nucleotides. RefSeq names its product PLASMODESMATA CALLOSE-BINDING PROTEIN 2-like. The record is from RefSeq and is a predicted model, not a curated record. Bases 93 to 530 code for a protein of 145 amino acids. The transcript is spliced from 3 exons. NCBI's taxonomy places the organism in Eukaryota, Viridiplantae, Streptophyta, Magnoliopsida, Fabales, Fabaceae.
AUUAAAAGGGAAGACAAAGUGUAGAGCACAAAAGCGACUCUUCAAACAAAAACAAUAUUUCAUAUCUUCUAGUCCUUGAUUAACUAUAUUCAAUGGCGACACCAUCUUCACCAAAAAACUCAGUUUCUAUGAUGUUGUUAACUAUUGUCAUCACAACAAUGACCAUGAAUGUGAUGAUUGUAGGAGCAAGAUGGUGCAUAGCGAGGAGUAGUGCUAGCCCUAGUGCAUUGCAGGCAAAUUUAAACUUUGCAUGUGCACAUGGAGCUGACUGCAGAGCCAUUCAGCCAGGUGGAAGCUGUUAUGAACCAAACACCAUCCUAAAUCAUGCUUCAUAUGCUUACGAUAGCUACUAUCAACACAUGCUCAAAGCCCCCAGCGCAUGUAACUUUGGUGGAACAGCCACCAUUGCCGUAACUGAUCCUAGCUUUGGACGAUGUGUGUACCCUCCUCGAUAUUCCCAAAGGAAUGAUGAAGGAGCAAACACACCGAUCUUGAUGUCUGGAGAAGACAAGCAUAACGUAACCAUUUGAAGGGUUCAAGCUAAAGACUUUCUCCCGUAAACAUGCACAUUAAUAUUGUACAUGUACUUUUUAUAAGAAUAAUAAAUAAAAACAAUUUAAC